Patiria miniata (bat star) is the source of this 2181-nucleotide messenger RNA. RefSeq lists its product as uncharacterized. The record is from RefSeq and is a predicted model, not a curated record. NCBI's taxonomy places the organism in Eukaryota, Metazoa, Echinodermata, Asteroidea, Valvatida, Asterinidae. The coding region runs from base 657 to 1433 and encodes 258 amino acids. The transcript is spliced from 4 exons.
GACCCAAAACCGUAGAUAACCGCUGCAUGCGUCGCUAAUCGGGCCUUCUGGUUCGCUGGGUUGCUGCCAGAAAAUGGAAGUAGGCCCAUUUGCUAAUGGCCACCUAUAUUAUUGUACACGGCAUUGUAUUUUGUACUGCUAACACAUCGUAACGGUUGAUAUCGCGAUCGAUUGCUCGCAAAGACAGGUCAAGGCUUGAAUAAAAAGUAAUUUUCUCAAAAUUAAGGCCACCGUUGGACAAAACGCCUUCUAACCACGCUACCCUAACAGUUGCUAUACGUUUGUCAUGGUAACUCUUGGCCAGUUGAUUGGAGCAUGGCGGUCCGUGAUUCGAGUACGUGCUCCACCGUACUCCACCAAAUUGCAGUUCUGUGAAACUGCGAGCGGUUGUGUAUACGAAAAUUAUCUCUUACGCCGAUAACCAUGAAACAGUCAACAGGUCUACAUUAAUCAAGUUGAAUCAAGCGGCAGAUAAAAAAACCCCACAAAUUUCAAAUUUUAAAGAAGGAUCGCGUGCCGCUCAUUAAUUUCCGGUGGAAAUAUUGAUCGACAUUAAAUUGGAUUUCAUCGUCUCAUAUAUAAGAUUUCUCCGGGGAGACAGCGCAAUACACCUUCGGUUGGUCAAAGGAGCCGGCAGUUGGGUUUGACAACCGAGAAUGCGCGGGUUGGGAACGUUUCUCGUGGCUUUGGCCAUAUCCUCGCCGUCUGCUCUUGCACACACUUGCUAUUUCGGCCAGGAGGCUGAAUCAGAACCGGGCCCAGGCGGUUACACUCAGUACCAAUGGGUGCUGCAGGGGGAGGCUUCCCUCGACCCGUGCGGCUGUACUGCUUUCCAGCUGGGCGGCGUGAACACGGUGACUUUCGGUGGCGGCGUGCGCUCCUUCAACGUGUCUGAGCUCAGCAAAACACCGGAGGAGAUUCGCCGCACCCUGGACUGUCAGCAGGGUCUUGAUGCAGCAGAAGAUUCAACGCUCAUCACCAAUAACGGGGAUCCGAUUCGCUUCCCGUUCGAGCCAUUUACGACCUUCGUGCUGCGCAGUACGUUCGAGCUCAACACGGUCGAUCAGUCCGGCAAAGCACACUUCUAUCUGGCCACAAAUACUCCAGCAACGCAGACGAAUAGGCCACCUUACAUGAUAGAGUUCAUGGCGGCUCGAAUGAACAUACGCAAGCUGGACGCCUCCACCUCAAUCUACGAAAUGUUGGCAAGUGAGACCAUCCCGAGUGAUGCAGCGGCCAUUCGUCGAUUCAGAGUCCUCUACAAAUACCUCAUCGGCGAUCAGGACACCCCUACUGUCCUGAUCGAGGUCAUCUUCGAGAUGGACGGAGGAGGACAGUCUUCAUCAUUUGCCUCCGUCUCAGAUGGGAAGCUAGUGCACUAUGUGGGUAUUUCCUCGACAGUGCGUACACAGUGGAAAUUUCUGGAUCCUUAGUAGGGUUCACAUGUAUAUAAUUCAUUUUGGCGAACACAUUUGUUUUAAGAAUUUUUUUUUUUAAACAUCGUUAGACUAAUUUCCUUUGUGGUACUCGAAUUUGUUUUAUAACGGACACACUGGAAAACGACGCCAAAUACAACGACACGCAGAUUGCCAAUUUUCUUCAACGGCAAACCUUCAAUCCUGGCCAAAUCUCGCUGGCCCCCAACCCCCCCCCCGGCCCCACUCAAUGUUGUCUCAAACAUUGACCGUGGGAGCGGGGGAGUGGGGGAGUGCCUGGGUGACCGUGGCAGGCUCAGGAGGUGUCCAAACCAUUUUGGCCGGGAUUGUAGCUUAAUCGAGUAUUUAAAGAUAUUUUUCUCGGAAAAGAAGUUGCAACCUGACUCCACUUGUUAACUCGGUGUGUCGACAUCUUACAUAUUAGAUGUUGUCAUCCUGUGAUUAUUUCAGGAUCACAACAAAUUGGAUGGAGCUCUGUAAAUACUGUAAAAAAAACUGAAUAAUUUAAUUGACACGAUAUUUGUCCGGAUUUUGCGCGUGCCGAUUGCCCGCAAUAGCUGCGACAAUACUGCAAUGAAAUACCUUCACUUUCUUUCUUCAGUGUAAAAAUAUCAGAUUUUUCACCGUCAAAACGUACAUACCUCUAGUCCCAUAAGUAACACACAGGUAAAAGCACCAACAGGUUACCUAGAGUCCAAACGUAUAGUUGUCAACUGUUUGGAAAUAAAACAAAUAUUAGUGGUUG